Molecule: messenger RNA, 2154 nt
Organism: Cooperia oncophora
Lineage: Eukaryota; Metazoa; Nematoda; Chromadorea; Rhabditida; Trichostrongylidae
Source: the annotation of a GenBank genome assembly
AUGCAAUCGGAUAGUAGUGGCGAUCCGCGAAUACACAUAUUUCUCCAAUAUGGUAACAAUAAGGAGAUGGUGAUUCUGGAGAGGAACGACGAGCCUCAGGUGAAUUCACAAGGCGUCCCUGUGCACGGCACAUCUCCUGAUGGAGGCGCUGAAAUUCAGGUGUUCGAGUCAUUACGUCGACGAGCUCGAGCUCUAGUCGAACGGACAAGCCCUGGUGAGAGUGAGCUGCAUCUGUUUCGGCAUGACUACGAUUCACCAAGUGUUCUACAACACAUCGCUUCUGUUUCGCAGUUGGUGAAAAACUACAUGACAUUGACAUUCUGUGAUUUUUGCGGAGCAAUGCUAACUGGUCUGAUGCGUCAAGGACUACAUUGCUUGGCGUGCAAAUGCAAUUUUCACCGUCGUUGCACCGAAGCUCCACGAAACAACUGCGUCGUAGCUACUCCCGGUUUAUCAACGAUGAGUCCCGUUCCCAUGGGUCCAGGUGGUAUUGGAAUGGGCAUGCCGUCGCCAGUGCCAUCAAGUGCUGCACUGGAACUACCACAUACCCUGGCCGAAAAUAACUAUUUAACACCGACCAAGUGUAAGAUUUGUGACAAAAUGCUCAAGGGACUCAUUCGGCAAGGUCUCAAAUGCAGAGAUUGCGGGGUGAAUGUCCAUAAUAAAUGUGCUUAUCAACUGCCGUCCAACUGUACGCUCUCUGAUCAUGCAAUCAGUCGCAUGAGCAUUACCGAGCCGCCACCAGCUCCUCAAAAAGAGAACCUCGUCAACAUGGAUGACGAGCCAAGUAGCAGCGAGAACAUACCGUUGUUCCGAUUACCUGGUCAAGUGACGUCAAGAACCACUACACAGCCGAAAGUCGAAGGGUGGAUGAUUCACUUUUUGCUAUCGGAUCCUGAACGAAGACUCAAACACUACUGGAUUCUUGCCAAUGAUGCUAUCAAUAUGUACAACGAAUACAACGAAGGCAAGCGUAUCCGAUUUUCCCCGCUCCACAGAGGUGUGAAUCCGAACAAAUGUUACAUGGUGCUUCCUUUAGCCGAGAUUCUGGCUAUUACUCCUUACAACGGACCUUCCGUUCAUUCCAAGUAUCCGCCCCAUUGUUUCGAAAUCCGUACAAUAUCAAAUGUUGUCUACUGUGCUGGAGAGAACCUGCACGCCUACUCCAAUGGUCCACCGAAGAAAAUCCCUCGAAGUCUCAGCAUUCGGCCUCCAUCGAAUACACAACUUUGGUUCCAGGCGCUCAAAGAAGCCUUGCAGCCUCCAGUAAGUCGAAGUGAUGCACCGAACGCUGAACGUGCACUGGAAUUCGCUGAAUUAUAUCAGGUAAUCUCGAAGGAACGCUUUUCAAAAAAGAGCAAUGGAGUCGAGUCGAUGCGAGCAGAGGUGGCGAUUCUGCAACGCGUUUGUCAUAGUGGAAUUGUUCGAUUAGAGUUUAUGUGCGAGACAAAAGACAAAAUCUUCGUGGUUAUGGAGAAAAUGAACGGCGAUAUGCUUGAAAUGAUCCUCAGCCAGGCCGCAGGCCGCCUCGAUGAGCGAGCGACUCGAUUCCUACUUGUGCAGAUCCUCUCUGCCCUUAAAUACCUCCACAAUCAGGGAAUCGCUCAUUGCGACCUCAAACCAGAGAACGUUCUUCUGUCCGAGACGAACACGAAUUUCCCCCAGACGAAAAUAUGCGAUUUCGGUUAUGCCAGAUUCAUUCCGGAGUCGCAGUUUCGUAAGACGAUCGUCGGUACACCUGCCUAUCUACCGCCUGAAGUUCUGCUUAGGCAAGGUUACAACAAAUCUUUGGAUAUGUGGUCGGUGGGCGUUAUCAUUUAUGUUACACUUUCUGGAACAUUCCCGUUCAAUGAAGGAGAGGAGAUAGCUGAUCAGAUUCAAAACGCCGCAUUCAUGUUCCCAGCUGAACCAUGGGCAGAGGUCUCACCUGCCGCCAUAGACUUGAUUCAACGACUACUACGGGUAAAGAUCGAGGAGCGUCUCACCAUUGAGCAAUGCUUGGCUCAUGAAUGGCUGAAAGGAGAGCAACUGUAUCGUGACCUACGAAGUUUGGAAUUACGACUGAAAUGUCCACGGCGAAACUGGGAAGUGCAGCAGUCAAAACUGGGAGGAGAGACUCCGCCUUUCUUCAGCUCGCAAAUGCAGAAGUUCUGA